AUGGGAUCGUCUAGUAAUCCAUUACCUUCCAAAUCUCGCAUGUUGGUCCUCUGCUUCGACGGAACUGGCAACGAAUAUGACGGAGAAAAUACAAACAUAGUCAAGUUCUUCGCAAUGCUGCGGAAGGACUGCGAUGACGAUCAAUUGUGCUAUUACCAGACUGGCGAUGGCACGUAUAUGCCUCCUGGAAUAUGGGCAGGUUUGAGCAUGCGGAUCGCGAAACUCGCAGAUGCUGCGAUUGCCUGGUACCUUGAUGCCCACGUUAUGGACGGAUAUAAAUUCAUAAUGAAGAAUUACCGUCCCGGUGACAAGAUUUCCAUCUUCGGGUUCUCACGCGGAGCAUAUACAGCUCGUGCUUUGGCUGGCUUCCUAACGAAGAUCGGUCUACUCCCGCGAGACAAUGACGAACAAGUAACGUUCGCGUACAAGAUGUACCAGCGCACGGACAAAGAGGGGCUCAUCUUGGCCGCCGGAUUCAAGGAAACGUUCUGUCGUCCUGUCAAUAUCGAGUUCCUUGGCGUUUGGGAUACUGUGGCCAGUACUGGAAUAAUCACAACCCAAGACCUACCGUUCACGACGAACAACAGUAUGAUUAAGACAUUUAGACAUGCACUCUCCUUGGACGAACGUCGCGCGAAAUUCGUACCGACUUUCUGGACACUUUCAACUCCGCAGCCGCCGAAACCGAAACCAGGCCUAGGUGCCUCACCAGCUGCUGUAGCAUCAUCGGCAAAAAGUUUUGGUAAAGCAUCCGAAGCAGCAAACCAUCCAGAAGGUGCUUCGGACGCUGAUGCGUCAUGGUGGCGUUUCGGCAAGGGCGAGGUCAACGGAGUUCAUAGCGCGUUCAGUUCACAGGAAAGCAAUCUGGAUACGACCGACGUCAAGCAGGUCUGGUUUGCCGGCUGCCACAACGAUGUGGGUGGAGGUGCUGAGAAGAAUCCCGUGAAUGGGACGCUCGCUGACAUAUCUCUGCGCUGGAUGGUCCGUGAAGUCGUUGCCUCACAAUGUGGCAUCCAAUUCGACAUAGCUGUGAUGGCACUUCUCAACGUGCACGUUUCACCUCUUGGAUCAGGCUACUUCUCCGCAGACAUAAACGGCUCGGCCUCUCCAGGCCCGCGUCCAUCCGAGGAAGACUGCACGGCUGACAAGGUCGCCUCAACUAAGCCGCUGCACGAUGAACUGCGACUCGACCCACUCUGGUGGAUCCUCGAGCUGAUACCGUUCCCGUUCACAUGGCAAGACGCAAAAGCAAAAUGGCACAAGAAAUGGGAAUGCCAUCUCGGGAGGGGGAGAUACGUGAAUACAUCGGGUCCGUUACUGUUCCAUGAGACGGUACGAAUGCGGAUGAAUGAUACGACGCUUCGGUAUACACCGCGUGCGAUAUACGAGAAAGGGAAGGAGUCCUACGUGUGGUGA
Messenger RNA from Fomitiporia mediterranea MF3/22, 1416 nucleotides. RefSeq lists its product as uncharacterized. The transcript has 6 exons. The record is from RefSeq and is a predicted model, not a curated record. Lineage: Eukaryota; Fungi; Basidiomycota; Agaricomycetes; Hymenochaetales; Hymenochaetaceae. Bases 1 to 1416 code for a protein of 471 amino acids.